AUGAACACCAGCAGUUAUCCUGAUGCGACGAACUUUUGGGAGACGGACGACUACAGAGGUUCUGGUCAGCGCAAUCUCAAUGCGGCCCUCAUUGCGUUUUCCUCUGCGUUCUUGGCGAUACGUCUAUACGUGAGGCUGUUCAUGACCAAAAGCCCCGGCUGGGACGAUGGAUUCGCUGUACUUACUUGGGCAUGCCUUGUUGUCCAAUCGACCAUGGACAUUGUAGGUAGGUGA
Molecule: messenger RNA, 234 nt
Organism: Pestalotiopsis fici W106-1
Lineage: Eukaryota; Fungi; Ascomycota; Sordariomycetes; Amphisphaeriales; Sporocadaceae
Exons: 2
Coding region: 1-234 (77 amino acids)
Source: RefSeq, a predicted model, not a curated record